Nematolebias whitei (Rio pearlfish) is the source of this 2586-nucleotide messenger RNA. It is a transcript of the gene rtn4r, whose product is annotated as reticulon 4 receptor. Gene Ontology annotation, cellular component: plasma membrane. The transcript is spliced from 2 exons. NCBI's taxonomy places the organism in Eukaryota, Metazoa, Chordata, Actinopteri, Cyprinodontiformes, Rivulidae. Gene Ontology annotation, molecular function: protein binding. The record is from RefSeq and is a predicted model, not a curated record. Bases 537 to 1940 code for a protein of 467 amino acids.
GCUCACGCCACACACGCACACACACACACACAUCUCACACACACUUCCCUCCGCGUUGAACCCAACAGUGGAGCAAAGUGAUCGGACUGGGUCCUGCACAGAAAUACGAUGGAUUCUAAUCUGGUGCGUCGCUGAGUCUCCACUUCAUCCGGAACACUUGGGAGUUAUUUCCUCCAGAGCUGCGUAUGCGUGCGCGCUUUCCCUUUUUUCUUUUGUUUUUUCUUAUGGGGGAGGUGUCGAGCCUACUGAUCCCACGUUUGGAUGUUUGCUGACUUGUUUUCCAGUCCUCAUGACUGAGCCGGGGUUCAUCCGGAGACGCGGCUCGCCGCUCGGGAAGAGCUGCGGCUGAAGUUUGAAGGGUGCGCACAGAGGCUGCUUGCCGUGGGUCCGUUUUCUCCCACCUCACGCGCUGGAUUUGCAACCACUCAUAAAUUUCACCCAGCAGGGGAUAUCUUAUCUUAUCUGCGCGCGCGACGGAAGUCAAACCCCUUGGAUUUAUUGCGCUUCUCCUGGACUACACCCCCAUCCAAACCACCAUGAGGACCGUCGUUUUUGAUGGGGGGCGACUCCUUUUCCUGGUGAUGUGGUUGAAUCUAUUCCCUCACACUGACAGCUGCCCAGCCAAGUGUGUGUGCUACAGCGAGCCCAGGCCCACAGUAGCUUGCCAACAACAAGAACUGUCUUUCAUCCCAACUGAUAUCCCAGUUCGGAGUCAACGGAUAUUCCUUCAGAGUAACAACCUGACCUUGGUGAGGUCCACAAGUUUCAGCUCCUGCCGCAAUCUUACAGUUCUUUGGCUCUACUCUAACAACAUAAGCUACAUUGAAGCUCGAGCCUUUUACGGCUUGGACAAACUGGAGGAAUUGGACAUUGGAGACAACAGCAACCUCCGCACCAUUAACCCAACAGCAUUUCGAGGCUUAACAAAGCUGCACACUCUUCGACUUCACAGGUGUGGCCUGUCAGAGCUUCCUGAGGGGAUAUUCAGAGGAAUGUUUUCACUGCAACAUCUUUACCUGCAGGACAAUAACAUCCUAACGCUGCAUAAUGAUACAUUUCUGGACCUUGCAAACCUCACUUAUCUCUACCUGUACAAUAAUAAGAUCAAGAUGAUAACCAACAACAUGUUUCGAGGCUUAAUCAACCUGGAUCGACUGUUGCUACACCAGAACCGAGUUGUCUACGUGCAACCCAGAGCUUUCACUGAUCUUGGCAAGCUAAAAUCCUUGUUCUUGUUUUUCAACAACCUUACAGUCUUGACAGGGGAAACUAUGGACCCACUAGUUUCCCUCCAGUAUUUGCGCUUAAAUGGGAAUCAGUGGAUCUGUGACUGCCGUGCAAGGACCUUAUGGGAAUGGUUCAAACGUUUUAAAGGUUCCAGCUCUGAGUUGGAGUGCAACGUCCCUGAGUUCUUGGCUGGAAGAGACUUGAAACGACUUAAGAGUGAAGACAUGGAGGGUUGUGUGGAAACAUCACCGAUCCAGACCAACCUUUACAGCUCCAAAACCCAAUCAGGAAAAUUCCUUUCUACUGAAAGCCCUCUGGGUAAUACCAUUCCCAUGUGUUGUUUUCGAGAUAACGACAAGUCAUCUAUUCUUUCUGGAAAAAGUCGCCAAAUCACUAACAAUCCCCUUAAAGAAAAGGAGAACAUGUCGAAUACUAAAUUCAAACAGCAAGAAAGAACAAAGAACGAGACUCAGAUUAAGCAGAAUGAUAGUCCGCUGGGGACCUUGUCCAAUAAUCUGGGCAAGACUUUGCAAAACCUAAACCCUGAUUUUAUAGAGAAUCCUGAAUCAUCUACAGCAUCAAACAAAAAGACAAAAAAAUGUUUCAAAAAGCCCAAAUCAGACACCCACUGCAUCAAAGGCCAAGGCUCUACUUUGCAAAUUCUACACAUUCUCAUCAUUCCCAUGACCUGGAUAUCUCUAGCCAUGUCUUAGGACUCCUGACAACACUUCGCACAAAGAACUCAAGAAUGUUGAAGCUAAUGACAAUGAUACAGAAGAUCCAGUGAUAUCCACAACAGGCCAUGACUGAAAACGAGGAGUCAUGUUGAUCCAACCUUGCUGGAGACAAACGAUGAUGGAAAUGUAGGAGUACAAUAAACUAAAUGGAUGCCUUUACAGAACACUACAAAUCCAGUGUAAAUAUUGAAUCAGUGCCCAAAAUUGUGUGUUCUCUAUGUACUCAGAUGUACUGUGUUGAAGCCACACUUUGGAGACUCCUCCCUUUUCGUUCUCGGAAACUUUUACUGCUUAGACAGACCACUGGAAGAAGAAAAAAGCACAGACAAAAACACAACCUGAGAGAAACGAUACAAGAAAAAUAAGAGACAGAAUGCACACAAAGAAUGUUUUGGUCUGUUUUAUGAAGAAAACCAAUGUCUCCUUGUCAAUUAUUCAAAGACAUGCAUUUGUUGGGUACUGUUCUGUUUAUUUUGCUUUAUUUUCAUGUUUAUAAAAACAAAUGUUUUGCCUCCCUGAAUUUUAGUUCUAUUUUCAUGACAGAGAGGAUAUAUGGGCAGCGUUUACAAAAAAGAAAAGCAAAAAGAAAUGCUGUCAUUUUGUUCAUGGAGAUUGCAAUGGA